AUAGGACGUGUUCGAUUUGAGCUCGGCGUGACUUUGGAUUGCUUCCCAAAAUAAGCGAAUGAACAUUCCGUGAUUGCAACUCCUGCAUCGAAUUGUGUCAAAUUUGGCGGGAAUCCGAAUAGAAUGGCUGCGUCUUAUCACCAUCCACUGGGAUCAUCCUCUUUGCCCUCCAAUGGCUUAUCUCGGGUUGAUGAGCGGAGCAACAGUAGUGCUAAUCAGAAGUCGAGGAUUUUUGGAAGUUUGUUAGUGGAUGCCAAUUCAUCCACUCCUUACACGGAUGCCACUCAGCAGACGAAAAAGACUUCGGUUAACCAUAUCAAACGGCCGAUGAACGCUUUCAUGGUCUGGUCGCAAUGUGAGAGAAGGAAGAUUAUUGAAAUCCAGCCCGACAUUCAUAAUGCCGAGAUCUCCAAGAACCUGGGCAAGCGUUGGAAGCGUAUGAGUCAGGAGGAGCGACAACCUUGGAUCCAGGAGGCUGAACGUCUGCGGAUCCUGCACAGUCAACAAUAUCCGGAUUACAAGUACCGACCUCGCAAACGGAAUCGCAAUCAGCAAUCCCUGUCCUUGGGCAGUGUGGAAGAGCUCUUGUCCAGCAAGAAGGAUGAGGGCGAUGCUGGUAUGACCUCGGCCAAGACGUUGUGUCUUGGCCCACGUGGGUCAGACUUGGAUGCUCAAGUAGUGAAACCUCAAGUGGCCAUUACGGAUUCGCCUUCGCCCAAUCGUGUUCCAUCUAGUCCCGCGUCAAUCCCAAGUAGUCCUGAGUCGCAAUCGUUUUACGAGGAACCUCGCUAUCAGCCCCCGAGUGGAUCGUCCUCGACCGUGUUCCAUGUUAAGGAUGAGGAGGAGCAGAAUCUCCUGGACGAUAUCAACACGUUGCUGCAAAAUCAUGGCAACCCUGUGCUGCUUCAGGAUUGUACACAUCUGGACCUAGGCGACGCUGACCAUCGGGAGUAUACCUCCUUAGAGGCCACACCCACGGAUAUCGACGAGGAGCCUCAGUUUCAGUUCCCUCAUAAUCCUCACACCGCAAUCCAGACUCUGUUCCCACAAUUAGACGAUGGCAAUUAUCCCUUGUUGGACAAUGCGUAUACGGGUUUCAUCGGCAAUUACGGCAUGGAGGACAACAAUGGCAACCCUGCCCUGUAAAAUAAAACCAAACAACAACUCGAAGAGGAAUAAAGAGUUCAAACUUCAAGCAUUUGGGUACUAAAUUCUGAUCUCCUUAAAUAAUGUUCCACUCAUCUGUUGAUCAGAAUCCCGCCUCCCGUGAGUCUUUCGUCAUUUCGUUCCAUUAUUACUUCACGAACACUUAAAGCUUCUUGCCCCUCUCUUUGCUCCUCUUUCCUCAAUCACACGAUAGGUAUCCUGUUCUUCAGAAGCUACUUUAUAGCUUUUUUCCAACGCUCCCUUAUUUGAAGCAAAAAUGCAUUAUUUUAGACAACAAAAGACACAAAUGAACAGCAACAUAUCACAUUGCCAGUCUUGUAUAAAUGUACAAAAAGAAUCCUGAAAUAAAUCUGAGAAGACUUUUUUUA
Molecule: messenger RNA, 1535 nt
Organism: Tigriopus californicus
Lineage: Eukaryota; Metazoa; Arthropoda; Copepoda; Harpacticoida; Harpacticidae
Product: putative transcription factor SOX-14
Exons: 2
Coding region: 124-1146 (340 amino acids)
Biological process (GO): regulation of DNA-templated transcription; cell differentiation; anatomical structure morphogenesis
Molecular function (GO): RNA polymerase II cis-regulatory region sequence-specific DNA binding; DNA-binding transcription factor activity, RNA polymerase II-specific
Source: RefSeq, a predicted model, not a curated record